This is a messenger RNA of Rangifer tarandus platyrhynchus (Svalbard reindeer), 1038 nucleotides long. The record is from the annotation of a GenBank genome assembly. Lineage: Eukaryota; Metazoa; Chordata; Mammalia; Artiodactyla; Cervidae.
AUGGAGCGCAUCUUCUGUGUUCCCUACAGCUUGUACCCGGGCUAUGGGAACAUGCUGCGUUUGGGCCAGUCUGGACCCUCUGAGCACAGACAACCUCACUGGAGGCAAACCAACGUUCCCCCCACUUUCCUGGCCAGGCCCAGGCUGCUGAUGCCCUCCAAUGCCUCCGACUACUGCGUGGACCCUUACAAGAGAGCCCAGCUCAUGGCCGUUUUCUCCCAUAUGAACCCCGGCCUGAGCCUGCGGCUGCGCAAGGCCAACACCAAGGAUGUGGGCGUGCAGGUGAGCCCCCGGGUGGGCAAGUCCGUGCAGUGCUCUCUGGGGCCUCGCACCCUGGACAGCCUCUCCUCCUGGGCCAGCGCAGGCCACAGGGCACCCGCGUCCGCCUGGGGCGUCUCUUCACCAGUGCCCGGCCACUGGUGCCAGGUGCUACUGCGGAAGGCGCCCUCGGGCCCUCCGGAGGCUGGCCAGCCGCUCCAGCCACUACCACCACCAAGGUCAGAAGAGGAUCCCCUCGAGGAACUACAGCCGCGUGAGGAGCUGGCGGAGGAAGACUCCUCGAGUUCUCGGGAGAGGAAGAGCAAGGCGGCCCUGGUAGGCUCCAGCCAGUCGGCUGGGAGGCCUAACUUCCAGUUUUUAGAACCCAAAUAUGGCUAUUUUCACUGUAAAGAUUGUAAGACCAGAUGGGAGAGUGCUUAUGUGUGGUGCAUUUCUGGAACUAAUAAGGUUUAUUUCAAACAACUCUGUUGCAAAUGCCAAAAGAGUUUUAACCCUUAUCGAGUGGAAGCAAUCCAGUGCCAGACCUGUUUAAAGUCUCGUUGUUCCUGCCCUCAAAAGAAAAGACACAUCAAUCUAAGGAGGCCCCAUCGGCAGGAACUGUGUGGCCGCUGCAAAGACAAGAGAUUCUCCUGUGGCAGCAUUUGCAGCUUUAAAUACAUCAUAGUAUUGCUACAUGUGGGAAGUUCUGCCAUCCUCUUUAUGAAAAGUCCUACAGGUAACAAGAGGGAGAACAGUCUGACCAAGCCUUUUGAAGGCUGA